AUGUGCGCACUUCCUCUAACGUGCGCACUAACGGAAAACGCAGUAAGUAACCCGCAAAACCAGAGCAUCGGGAAGAGAGAGAGAGACGGGGAGGCCGACAGAGAAAACAGAGCAGCGCGAGGAGAGAGCCAUGGAAAAUGGCGAUCGACGAUGACGAAGACGGACAACGGCGAGGAAGAAGGAUUCGAGGAAUUCAUUACCUUCGAGCAUCCUCCUCCGUCGCCGAAUCCGGAAACCGUCAUCUCCGAGUUCCUCGGCACGGCCGCCAUGGCUUCCAAUUUCGACGACGAUGACUGGGGUGAUUUUGUCAAUUCCUCCGGAGGCGUAUUAUCACAAACGACGUCGCUCCCGCAGGUUCUCAACCAUUCUGACCUGUUCGGAAUCUAUAACGACGGCAAGCGUGACGAUGAUGCGCCGCCGAAACAGACGGAGGAUCAGCCUGGGUCAGCUCCUGGUCUGAUGAAGUCUUCGGGAGCUCUGCCUCUUUCGCUGUUUGGAGAAAUGGAGGAGGACGGAGGAGGAGCAGGAGAACAGAAAGGGAGUUCGGUUGCCGAUUUCCCCCCGGGCGAGAAUGCGGAGUCCGUGAAGAAGACGGGUAAUCUAGAUGUUAACGAUUUGAUUGCUAAUUUAUACAAGCCGAACGGGAUCGGAGCAGGCUCUGUCCCGGCAAGUAAUGGAAAUUUAGUCGGGGCGAAUCCGAUUGGAUUGGAUCCGAGUUGGAGCUGGGGGAAUGCGUCUGCUAUGGGGAAUGGGGCGAGUUCGAUUCCGAAGCUAGCGAGCACGGACUCGGAUCCGUUAAAUUUGAAUUCAAAUGGGUGGAGAAUGAGCGGCAAUUCUGGUUCGGUUGUGCAAGGGUCGGAUUUGAGCUCAGAUGCGAUGAGCAAUGGUUCCAAUGCGGCGAAUGGGAAUGGAGGGUUUGAUGAAGAAGGUGAUGAUGACGAUGGUUGGGAAUUCAAGGCCGCUGAAUCCAAAGUGGAAGAUAAUGUCAAGCCAGAGCAGAUGAAGAAUCAGAAUGGGCCGAUUUUUCAUCGCAGUGAGCUGAACUCUAGUUGGAAUGAGGUCAAUUUGGACUUUUCGGGAUGGAAUACGAGUGCCAAUGGAGUUGAUCAGAAUGGCUUGAAUAAUGGCCCAGUUACUGAAAGGAAAGAGCUUGCUAGCAAUGAUGCUUGGGAGUUUGUUGUUGCAGUUGCCCCAGACGAGAAAAUCAAGAAUGUUGAUUCAAUAUCAGAGGAUGUCUCGAAGAUGAAUCUUAAGAGCUCUAAUUUAAGUUGGGAUCCACUGCAGCGUCCAGAUUCUAAUGGCUUGGCUUCAAGCUUAGGUGGAGUGAACGCUGAUGUGAUAAGUGUGAAUCCUGUAUUAUUGGAUGAAAUUGAUGGGUUUGCUAAUUCGGAUGGUUGGGCCUUCAAGAAAGCAGAAUUAGACUUGCAAAAAUGUAAAGGUUUCUCAUUUUGUAAUACAGUUGCUACUCAAUUUGUUCAGGAUGCGGCAGGGAAGAUGGAAAAUGGCCCACAAAUGCAAUCUACUAUAUUUGAUUCAAGUCUGAAUAUUUCCGACUUGGAUGGUGGUGGUGGUGUGAAUCCAAACCUGUUUGCUACCGACUGGAAUGCGAAAGAAGAGAUUUCAGAUACAAAACAGUUGAACCCAAUUGUAAUCACUGAAACCGAGGAUCUUGAGGGUGAGGACGACUGGGAAUUCAAGGUUGCAGAAUCAGAAUCAAUGUCCAUUGAUUCGAGUAGUAAGGCUAUUGAAAUAAGGCAUAGCGACAGCCAAGGAGCCCUGCCUCUGUCACUUUUUGGUGAUGAAGAAACAGAGCCCAACGAUCCCGUCUUCUAUGAAGUCACUUCAGUUCAGAUUUCUGCUCCAGAAACAAGAGAAGACAAUAAGGGUUUUAGUUCCGGUCUCUCUAUUCAUGAUCUAAUAUCAAGUUUAUACAGUGAAGUUGAGCAAACGGCUACGGUCGGUCACUUACAAGAUCAGGAUGAAAAUGUAUGGGGCCCCACAGGGAUUGCAUUGGCUUCCAAUUCAUCAAAUGAUGCUGCAAGUUUGGAUGAUGAUGAUGCCUGGGAGUUCAAAGAUGCCUCUCCAGUGCCCAUGGCCGAGGAGCAAAUAUCUUUUCCCAAAGAUCCUCCAAUUAAGGCCAGUAACAUAGAGCUUUCUGAUUGGAUAGACUUAUUUACCAAACUGAAGGAAGAAUUAUGUCUGGUUGCAUUCCAACAUCUUGAAAAUAUGAAGCAAGCUCGUGGUGCUGCAGCUCUUGCUGGUGAGGAUGCUGCUUUAAGUAACAUGGACAAGGAAAUACAGGAUAUGCAUAAUGGACUGCUCGAAUACGGCACUGUUCCCGAAGUUCAUUCAGGAGAUCAGCUGCUAUGUGAAAUACGAACCCGUGAAUUGUUUGAACUGUUGCUGCACCCUAAUUUUCAAGUCAUUGAGUCAGAAUAUCAGUUAUCAGAAAAACUGUUGAAGGUUCAGAGCGACUCAAAUUCUACACUCCUACUUCUCAAGAAGGUGGUUUCAGUGAUGAAGAUUUUGACCUUAUUAUCUAGACGGGAACAAACUAGUUACGUUUCCACAUGGUCUAAGAUGCUCUAUCAAUGUGCCGAAGAGCUGAAACAAGGGUCAAUGAUUUGGAGCCACUUGCUGCAAGAAAACAUCCAAGGUCAAGUUCUCUCAAGCGUUGAAGGAAAGAGAUAUUUCCUUGCUCUUGGAGAAAUUUACAGAGUUUCUGAAGUUCUUCGAUGCACUGCCCGGCUUUAUAAGCCGUGGAUAUUGCUGGAACGGACUGACUCCAUAUCCUUCUAUUCCAUCAUGAACGAGUGUUCUGCUCUAUGGUCAAGCUCAGGACUGGAAGAAGCUCUCUUAAGCAUUUCUGAUGGUUCCGUGAAGGCAUUACUGGAAUCUGUUCAAUAUCUUCAUAAUCUCGAGGAUGAUACACUUUACGAGAUUGUGUUUGCCGGACAAGGCUACACCUGUCAACUCUCAGGUCUUAAUCCAGGAGUAGUGCCAGGGAUGGAAACCAUCGUCUGGAACGGGAGCCAGUACUUUGUCAAGCUUGCUAACUUAUGGGCUAAUUUGAUAAGUUGCGAUCCGCCAAAUAUGCCUCGCUUGCACAUCGGAUGAUGAUGACCAUUGCAGAGAUUUAGCUCAGACGUGCAGAGAUGAUGAUUAUUCUUUAGCAGAGACCACCCAUUGAAAGCAGUCAUGUUGCCGUGGGUGAGGGCUCGAGCCACAGUUACCCCCUGCCUCCAACAUUGAUCUUCGGGGAAGUGAAAGAAAGAAAGGACAGAAUAUUCUCAAUCCAAGCUUGCCGUGUGUUGCAUAUCGCCAUAUGGAUCUCGUUUGAGAAAAGUCAGGCAAGAUAUCUCUGAAGCCUCCCAUUCACAAUUUUCCCCGCCCCUUUUAAGUGUUGUCCAUUCUUUGCACAGAGCGCAAGCUGUAACAUAGAAGCUUUUGGUUUUGUAGCCCCCAAUUUGCACAUGCACAAGACCUUUGGGGGAGGGGUGGUUUGCCCUUGGGAUUUAAGGGUGUAUUCCUUUUCCUAUUUCCAUGUUGUAUUCUUUAAAAAAAUGGGCCUGUAAUAUUUGGAAUAAAAAUAUCUCGAUAUCUUUGCUUUGAAAUGAAGAAAUUACUACAAGUUUGAUUUCUUCCUUUCAUUUUAUUUUUUCGUC
This is a messenger RNA of Linum tenue, 3665 nucleotides long. The record is from the annotation of a GenBank genome assembly. Lineage: Eukaryota; Viridiplantae; Streptophyta; Magnoliopsida; Malpighiales; Linaceae.